CCCGGUUCUGGAUUCAUAUGCGACAUUGUGGAUAUAAUAUGUUUCGGAAGUUGCCGACCAAACAAAAUUAAGGACGUGAUACGUAUUUGAUGUAUUCGGCCUUAUCUUGUGGGGUGAAGCUAGUAUUACGUGUUUAGACCCUCCUAUGUACUGUAUGAGGUUAGUGUGCAAGCCAUAUGUUAAGUUGAUAAAAUCUGGAUUUCUCAUUCUACCUGGACUACUUUUAGGAAUAGCAUUUAUGAGCAAAUGGGCAGACACCUAAAAUGAUUGUCUAUAAAAUGGAUCCAAGUGUGUAUCAGAAUGUUGAUAUCAGUUAAUAACACAAUUCCACAAAUAUGGAUACUGAAUUAACCAAUGCCGCGAAGCAAUACCAACGUUUGGCAGCAGUAGCCAAAGUAAAGAAAACAGAAAAAGAACCUAAAAAUAAUUUAGAGGUGUCACUAGAUUUGCCAAAUCUUAAACCGGAGCUGGGCGGUACGCAUAAUAUUCUGGAUCGCCCGAACAGAAGGAAAUCUGGAAAAGAGCUACCCAAAAAUAAACAACAAGCAAGCCAUGAUACAAAUGAAGAGAUUACUGAUCCCUAUAUGAAUACUGAGACAUCAGUACCUCUGAUAGAUGAACUCGAUAAGGUAUCUGACGACAACAAACUCUCCGAAAGUAAGCCAGAGGUCGACAUAUUUAAUGAUAGUGAUUUUGACACCGACGUAGAGGAAAAUGAAGAAAGUGAACUGAAAAAAUAUCGGUCGACACCUUGCAGAGAGCUUUACAUAAAAAUCUGCAACAGACUCAAUGUAAUACCAAUUGGGACAAUUCUUAGUGCGUUGUCGGGGAAACAAGACGGUGUUACACAACCUUGCUCAGAGAUCAACCUGAAGAAUAGGUGUAUCGGAGAAAAUGACAUAAUCGCUCUUUCGAAUGCAUUGAUGAUAAAUUCGACGAUCAGUAAACUUCUUUUGGACGGUAACUCUAUAGAUGCAAAUGGAGCUUACCAUCUCAGUUUGAUGUUUUAUGAGAACGUUUUCAUCAGACAACUUGGUGCUGCUAACAAUUCCCUUAAAGGCAAAGGUGUAGAUAUAUUAUGCGAGGUUCUGCUUGAGAACACGUUCCUCUCCAGAAUCGACCUCUCCGGAAAUAAGUUAGAUGACCAAGAUGCGGUGACGUUGGCAAAGGUUUUGCAGGAAUCUUCGACUCUUUACCAUCUGGAUUUGAGUCAUAACAAUUUCACGGACAAGGGAGCUAUUAACCUGGGACAUGCAAUAGGUUUAAAUGAUGCCCUUCGCUAUCUAAACAUUAGCUGGAACAAUAUAAGAUCGAAAGGUGGCAUCGCAAUCGCUGAUUCAUUGAAGAAUAAUUGUGUCUUAAAAACACUUCAUAUGUCGAUGAAUGGAAUCUCAAAUGAUGGUGCCCUUGCCAUGGCAAAAGCCCUGAAGAUAAACACUGUAUUGAAUGAGCUUGAUAUUAGCAGCAAUAGGAUCCACGACAUAAGCGCCAUGACGUUUGAAAAGGCGUUUGAAGUGAAUGAAAGUAUCAAGAUAUUCAAGAUAGGAAAGAAUCCCGUGACCAGCGUAACCGCCAUUUCUAUCUUGAAUGGACUUAGGAAAAAUGAAAGCAAGAAGAUCACGCUUUUGGAUAUGACGGGUAUACAUGUCCAUGUGGGUGUUACAAAGUGCAUUGAUAUAAUUAAAGAUACAAAGCCUGACUUUAACAUCAUCCUGGGUGGAGUCUUCCAUUCAAAUAUGCAAUUUGGGACCGGCCACAAAAAUACGACAGAUUAUGUGUCUAACCCCAUACAUGUGUUGCGCUGGUUCAUGGCAUCAAGGAACUUGCGGCUCAUCGACCUUUUUAAGAAAUUCGAUAAGAAUGGAGAUUGGAAGAUAACUAAGAAGGAAUUUAGGGAUGGGAUGAGAAGCAUCAAAGUGCCAUUAACAGAGGCUCAACUCGAACAGUUGAUGGCUACGUAUGACAAAGAUGGCGACGGUUCAGUCGAUUUCGGAGAAAUGGCGCUGGUGGACGCUGAGUUACGAAGGAAGGCAAAGCGAGAGGCCGAUGAAGCAGUCGGUGUUCAGAUGACACAGGAACAAUUCGAAGAACUUGCAGCCCCGAGUAUUACUACUAAUCUUAAAAUGACUGAACCACUACACAAAGAAGAGAUUAUUCUUAGGACUCAAAAGGAAGAUACGUGAUAUUAGGACGGUUCACAUCAUGGUUCCCAGGACAAUGUUAAUUCCAGGCAUUUCAAAUUCUUAUCUUCGCCUAAAUAACAAUUAAUAAUAUUUGGAUUACUUUUAUC
Owenia fusiformis is the source of this 2290-nucleotide messenger RNA. The record is from the annotation of a GenBank genome assembly. NCBI's taxonomy places the organism in Eukaryota, Metazoa, Annelida, Polychaeta, Sabellida, Oweniidae.